CAAAAUAAAAAAAAUAAGAAAAACUACUCCUUGACUUAGUUCAUGCUGCUGUGAAUUUCUUGACUCUCAAACCCAAUACACAAAACUGCAGAUUUAUACACAGAGAAGAAGAAGAAGAAGAGAUCACCCCACCCCCACCCCCACCCCCAUUUCUACCCCCACCCUACCAAAUCCAUCAUCGACCCACUUUCCCUUUUCCCAUAUCAAUCCGACCCAUUUGCUCAAUUUCAAAUUUACAGGUCUCCUCAGCUCCCAAAUUCGUCUCUAUUGUAUCACCAUUGUUGUACAUACGACCCGUUUUUUUUGAUAAUUCCGGGUUCUUUACUUCUGUUUUCGGGUCGAAUCCAGAUGAAGAUACCGAAAUGUACGUAAAUUUUAAGGAACCCAAUGUGUUCAAUUUGUUUCUAGCUGUGAUAAAUUGAGAAGAAAAUAUGAAGAAUCAAUUGGUGGUGAAGAGAGAGUCGAUUGUGGCAUGCAUGAGUUGCCCUCUUUGUCACAGACUAUUCAGAGAUGCUACUACUAUUUCUGAAUGUCUUCAUACAUUUUGCAGGAAAUGCAUCUAUAAGAAGCUCUCGGAUGAAGAAUUAGAAUGCUGUCCAAUAUGUAAUAUCGACUUAGGCUGUGUUCCAUUAGAGAAAUUGAGGCCUGAUCAUAAUCUAGAAGAUGUAAGAUCAAAGAUAUUCCCUUAUAAGAGGCGAAAAGUGAAGGCACCUGAAAUUGUGCCUUCAGUCACAUUGCCAGUUAGAAGGAAAGAGAGAUCACUUUCAUCAUUGGGCGUCAGCACUCCCAGAGUAUCUACGCAUACUGGAAUGACAGGAAGAAGAUCAAAAUCGGUGGCAACAAAAGCAUUACGCGGCUCUACCUUUUCCAUUGAGAAAACUAUCAAGAAUGAGGAAGAUUCUGGAGAAGAGCCAGAUAGCUCUAGCUCACCUGACACUUUGACGAAGUCUUCUCAGAGUCAAAGGCAGAAUUAUUCCAACGCCAAGCCUUCUAGCCAUCCCACACCAGACAAAGGAACUGACGAUGGCACUGAACAACAAGAAGGCAAAGUUGAUUUGUGGAAACCUUUGGAUUGUUUGGUGGAAGUAGCAAACAAGAACAAAUGUUAUAAAACAGAAAGCUCGCAUUGCCAUGACAAUGGGGGUCAAGGUUGGGGAAUGAAAGUCAAAGAACAUGGACAGAAAUUGAAGGUCCAAGAUGACAAGCACAACUGUGGUCCUGUUCCUUCAGAAUCAGAAAAACCUAAAAAGUUGCGAAGAAUUCGCCGAAAAAAGGCAUCAACUUUUGGAGAAUUUAGUAUAUCACCACAAGCUGUGCUGGAUUUAAUCAGUGUCAAAUGUGAAAGGAGGACUAAUCCAAUUUGGUUCUCAUUAGUGGCCUCUGAGGACCAGCAGGGAGAGGCACCCUUGCCCCAGAUUUCUGCAGGUUACUUGAGAAUAAAGGAUGGAAAUAUUCCAGUUUUGUUCAUCCAAAAGUACUUGAUGAAGAAGUUGAAUCUUUCUAGCGAAUAUGAGGUUGAGAUAAGAUAUAUGGGACAGUUGCUAGUUCCCACUCUACAACUGAAUAGUUUAGUUGAUAUGUGGCUUCAAACUACCACUUCAGAAAGAGUUCCAGUAAUAAUUGGUUCAUCAGCUAAUGACUUUGUGAUGGUGUUGGCUUAUGCUCGAAAGGUUCCAAGCCUUAUGUCUUGUUGAAUUAUUCUUUUUGCCUUCACAUACUCGAUAGUCUGUACAACCCCGUGCAUACGUUGCAGUAGCAGCCCGGAACUGCUUAGUUAGUAACUCUCAUAUUAGGAAAUGUGGUGAGCGAUUAGACGUGCAGGUUAUAUACAGCAACUGGUGCGGCAACUGUUGCAAAUUAGCAACGAGACGAUAAAGGAGGAGCUUUCACAGAGUACUGUGAAAUUUCAAGCUUAGCACUCGUGGCACUUGUGAGAUACGACUUUUUCAAGUUGAAAUGGUGUUUCUCCAAUCUGUUGCAAGUUUGAAACACUACAUUGUACUAUUGUAGAUGGUGAAUUUGGAUAAUACUUUCAUAUUCAUGUGUUUUUUUAACUUCCAACCAGCAUAGUUUAGUGAACAAAGACAAAUUGUAGGGCGGAUUUUGUGGUUCAACUGAACCCAUUCUUUUUUCAA
Messenger RNA from Solanum dulcamara, 2135 nucleotides. Its product is annotated as E3 ubiquitin protein ligase DRIP2-like. The transcript is spliced from 7 exons. NCBI's taxonomy places the organism in Eukaryota, Viridiplantae, Streptophyta, Magnoliopsida, Solanales, Solanaceae. Gene Ontology annotation, molecular function: ubiquitin-protein transferase activity. Bases 432 to 1694 code for a protein of 420 amino acids. The record is from RefSeq and is a predicted model, not a curated record.